Molecule: messenger RNA, 2558 nt
Organism: Catharus ustulatus (Swainson's thrush)
Lineage: Eukaryota; Metazoa; Chordata; Aves; Passeriformes; Turdidae
Gene: EVA1A
Product: eva-1 homolog A, regulator of programmed cell death
Exons: 8
Coding region: 85-1530 (481 amino acids)
Molecular function (GO): carbohydrate binding
Source: RefSeq, a predicted model, not a curated record
CUGCGGGCGAUGAGGAGUGCCGGGCAGGGGCACAAACUGCUUUCCUUUCCUCUGCAAGAAAACAAGCCGUGAGGACACCUAAGGAUGUGCUGCCCAGAUGUGUUUCCCACCUCCACCUUUCUCCUAGCACUCAUGUGCUUGACAGCUUUCAGCAACUUUGCCAGGACUUCUGCAGACUUCUCAGGUUACAUAUCACAGGUACUAAAGAAUUACACUGACCAUGCCUGUGAUGGAGAAUAUGUGUCCCUGAGAUGUCCCCACAGAACCACCAUCAGCAUCCAGUCUUCUUUUUAUGGCCGGAUUGUACCAAGUCAUCAGCUGUGUCCUUCUCGCUAUCCCCACUCCUAUGCAACUCUAAUUAAAGAAGAUGUUGCCUGUUCAGUUGGCACUUCUCUUCAGAAGAUGCUGGAUGAGUGCCAGGACAGGCGGAGCUGCCAGUUCCUCGUCAACAGCCGGCUCUUCGGGAUGGAUCCGUGCCCCGGGACCGGCAAGUACCUCCUCGUGUGGUACAAGUGCAGGCCAAAUGAAUACAAGAGUAAAGUAGCCUGUGAAGAUGACAAGCUGAGGCUGAGCUGUAAGAAGAGCAUGGUGAUAGCCAUUUACUCUGCUAUCUUUGGGAGGACACAAGGAGGCAGCCUGGAGUGCCCAUACCAAAACCUAGGGAUGCCCAUGAUUGAGUGUCAGUCAGCUACUGCUCUCCAGCUCAUGAUCAAGCGCUGUCAUGGGAAAAGGAGCUGCAGCAUAUAUGCCAGCACCUAUGAAUUUGGAGAUCCUUGUUACCCAGGCAUCCAAAAGCAUCUUAAUGUCAUCUACACCUGUGUUCCCAAGAAGCUUCUGCAUGAAACUCAGGCGAGUCCAACCAACCAACAAGGGCAUCAGAAGCCACAUUUUCCACUGCAGCCAAGAGUGUUUGACCCCAAUGUUGUAGGGGACGGCGUGUUCCUUUCGGAUGUGUCUCCCUCCAACAUAGAGCGAGCUCUCCCAGCAGAGAAGAAGAAAGGGAGGUCAGCCACUUUCUACCCUGUGGACAACACCCCUGUCCUGCUCCCUGUGGAUGAGACACAACCACCAGCACUCAGCAGCAGCAUGGAGCCCGUGGGUGUUGGCACGGAGAUGGCCCUGCUCAGCAACAUCCUGGCAGCCUAUGCCUUCAUCACAGAAAACCCCGAGCGGGCCGCGCUGUAUUUCGUGUCCGGGGUGUGCAUCGGGCUGGUGCUGACGCUGCUGGCGCUGGUGCUGCGGGUGUCGUGCCGGACGGACUGCAAGCGCUCCUCCUCCAAAAAACCUCCCCGCGAGCGGGACAGCGACAGCGACAGCAGCGACAGCGACGACGACUCGGACACCACGUCGGACCUGUCGGCCCGCAGGCACCGCAGGUUCGAGAGGACUUUGAACAUGAACGUGUUCACGUCGGCCGAGGAGCUGGAGCGGGCGCAGCGGCUGGAGGAGCGGGAGCGCAUCAUCCGCGAGAUCUGGAUGAACGGGCAGCCCGACAUCCCGGGCACCCGCAGCCUCAACCGCUACUACUGAGCCUGCAGCUGCUGCCCCGCUCCCGGGAGCCGCAGGGAUGGGCACAGCCCCGCAGGGAUGGGCACAGCCCCGCAGGGAUGGGAUCUCCCCUUCCCCAGGGCUGUGCGCACGGACAGCCAGGAGCACAUCCCCGUGUCGUGUCGCUCCCCCUGACAUGCUGGCAUCGCCCCUCUGCCCGGACACUGCUGGUUUGCAGCUUCGUUUCUGAGGAGCAGGCAGGGAGGAGACAAUUCUGCCAUGUGGGAUCUGGCAUCGGGCACACCGUGGCACACUCGGCCUUGCCUGGGCAGGGAUUGCUCUCCGUUUAGGAUUUUUUGGUUUCCCUUCCCUGAGGACUGUGAACAAAAUGAGGACUCUGGAAAGAAGAUUCGGGGAGGGAGGGGGAAUUGUCCUGACCGAUUGUCUUGUGACUUCAGAAGCCAUGAGAUUAACCUAAUUAAAACCCAACAGCAAAUAGGACUUGUUAAGAACUGGGGGAUGGGGGGGAGGGAGAUCCUUCCAUCGUGAAAUCAUCUCGGUGCUUGGAUGUUUGCCAUAGUGUAUUCAGUUAUUUAUGGCUGUCUUUUCAUCUUCCUUUUCAAUGGGAACAUUUAGGUUUUUUUUACUGACACCUCAGGGAUAAAAUCCUAUUAUUUUUUUGAGUCUGCCCUCUCUGCUGGCCCCUGUCAAACACAACCCAACCCAUCUCCAACAGUGACAUUCUGGUAAUAUAAGAGAUGUGUCAGUGACUAGUGAGAAGUUAACAACCUCAAAGAGGUUGAAAAAGGUUUUCUUUUUGUUUUGUUUUAAAUAUAUAUAUAUAUAUAUUUGAAGAUGCUGCACAGGAAUGUGCCUUAUUCUUUUUUUUGUUGUUGUUGUUGUUAAUCUACAGUUUUCCUAUGGAUAGCAAUGCACAAUGUUUUAUAUAUUUUAUUAAAAAAAUAAAAUUAAAAAAAGUCUGUGUUUACCAGAGAAAAACCAACACAGAAGAAGCCAUGUCUGACAACAAAAUGGGUAAUAAAUGCUAAAUAAACUCUGGUUUGCUUCAA